This is a messenger RNA of Xenia sp. Carnegie-2017, 1741 nucleotides long. RefSeq names its product translation initiation factor eIF-2B subunit gamma-like. Gene Ontology annotation, biological process: biosynthetic process; cytoplasmic translational initiation. The coding region runs from base 105 to 1460 and encodes 451 amino acids. Gene Ontology annotation, cellular component: eukaryotic translation initiation factor 2B complex; guanyl-nucleotide exchange factor complex. The record is from RefSeq and is a predicted model, not a curated record. Gene Ontology annotation, molecular function: guanyl-nucleotide exchange factor activity; translation initiation factor activity. NCBI's taxonomy places the organism in Eukaryota, Metazoa, Cnidaria, Anthozoa, Malacalcyonacea, Xeniidae. The transcript is spliced from 11 exons.
AGUAUCUCGCAGUAGUAAGUAACGUGUUUUUGUAGUGUUUACUUUUAAGAAAGUUUUUUUGUUAUAUUUACAAUGAUUCAUGUAUAAAUCUUCUCAUUUAAAAAAUGAGUGAAUUUCAAGCUAUUGUCAUGGCAGCUGGCCAUGGUUCACGGAUGUAUCCAUUAACAGAAAAUUUUCCGAAGUCUAUUCUUCCUGUUGGAAAUCUUCCUCUUAUAUGGUAUCCAUUAAACCUUCUAUUCACUUCAGGAUUUCAAGAUGUAAUAGUCGUUGUUCUUGAGUCUGAAGAAUUAUUGAUUAGCAAUACAAUCAAGGGAUACUUUAAAAGCAAACUUCAAAUUGAUAUAAUUCCCAUUCCUGAUGAUGUUGUAAUGGGAACAGCAGAUUCAUUAAGAUAUAUUAAAGAAAAGAUUAAGAAAGAUGUACUUGUUGUAAGCUGUGAUCUCAUUGCUGAAGUAAAACUUCAUCAAAUGGCUGACAUUCAUAGAACUUAUGAUGCAACCCUGACAGUUUUGCUUGCUUGCAAUGAAAUGAAAGACAAUGAAAAUGGAGAAAAUCAAAAAAUCAAAAGAAAAAAAGACAUGUUGAGUCAAAGAGAUAUUAUUGGUUUGGAUGCAAAACACAACAGAUUAUUAUUACUUGAUGCUGAAGAUGAUUUGGAUGAAAAAUUAGUCUUACACAAAUCAUUAUUUAAAAGAUUUCCAUACUUGAAAAUCAAGAGUAACCUAGUUGAUGGUCAUUUGUAUAUUAUCAAGAAAUGGGUUGUGGAUUUUCUUAUUUCAAGUAACAACGUGUCAGAAUCACUCAAUUCAAUUAAAGGAGAGCUUAUUCCGUACGUUAUUAAAAAGCAAUAUAGGUCAAAUAAAAAACUCAAUCAAGAACAAAAUUCAAAGAUGUUGGAAGAAGAAGGAUUAAAAAACGAUAUUUAUGAUUACAUUGAAAGCAAUUCAUUACAUGCUUUGUCUCAAACUUUAUCAACGUCUGAUCUCACUUGUGAUGAUAGUAUACGAUGUCAUUGUUUUGUUAUGGAGAAUGGGCAAUGUCUACGGGUUAAUACAACUCCUCUUUAUAUGGAGGCUAACAGACUGAUUCCAAAGAUUUUACCAAUGCUGUCAGAGAUAAAGGAUUUUGUACAUCCAACAGUCAACGCGAAAAGAUCCCAGGUGAGCUAUGACAGUAUGGUUGGAGAAGGUUCACAAAUAUCAGAAAAAGUAUCGAUUAAAAAGUCCAUUAUUGGCAAACAUGUGACUAUAGGAGAUAAAGUUAAGAUUGCCAAUUCUGUAAUAAUGGAUCACGUCACAGUGAAAGACGGGUGUAACAUAGUUGGAAGUGUGAUUUGUAAUAACGCUUUAGUCAACGAAAAUUGUCAAGUAAAGGAUUGUCAAAUUGGUGAAUCACAUACUUUACCAACGGGAUCGGACGUAAAAGGCGAAACAUUUGCUAAAGGACAUAUGAAUAUUUAAACUAGGUAUCUUAUAAAAGCAUUACAUAAAGUUUUAUAAAUAAAGGAGAAUACUUAUGGUACGGUUUGUGGAAAAUUUUGUUUAAGGCUUAAAGUAAAAGUUACUUUAUCAAUACAUACGCUAUUUCUUGCAAGGUUUUACAACGUUAAUGGAACAUGAACGGGUGCGAGAUAACUCAUAGGGACAUCUGUCAAUAAUAUGGUACAGCUAUUUUAUUUUAUUAAUAUAGCGAAGUGCAAAAAUGUUGUAAAUCAAGGAAUAAACGAUCAUCUAACAAUUCA